UUAAUUGUAGAUUAAUAGUCUCCACUCUCUAAAGUCACGCAGUUCUUACUAAUCAGUCGUUUGCUCAUUGGUACGGUGCACUGUCUACUGAUUCUUUGCAACAAAUUUCAACUUCGAGGACGACAAAUUAACAAAGCGGUUAUCGUCAUAAAUCCAAAGAUUAUCUCAGCGUACGUCAGGUAUCAAAACUACCCCGUCUGAAACCCAUCUUUGCGAUGUCGGAACAGCAUCAGUACGAGCCACCGGCGUUCGAUUCCAACUGCAUGACGCUCACGCGGUACGUGUUGGCCGAACAGAAAAAAGUGCAUGCUGCCACCGGGGACCUGAGCCAACUGUUGACCAGCAUUCAGACGGCUGUCAAGGCAGUCAGCUCUGCCGUGCGAAGGGCCGGACUGACAAACCUGUACGGCAUGGACGGAUCCACUAACGUGCAGGGCGAAGACGUCAAAAAGCUGGACGUGUUAAGCAACGAACUGUUCAUCAACAUGUUGGCGUCAUCAUUUACGGUACACAUGCUGGUCAGCGAAGAAAACGAGACUGUGAUAGAGAUUGAGACGGAAAAACGUGGUAAAUACAUUGUGUGUUUUGACCCUCUGGACGGGUCAUCCAACAUCGAUUGCCUUGUGUCCAUCGGUUCAAUAUUCGGAAUAUACAAAAAAACCAACGAUAGCAACGAAACAAAUGUAGAAAAUGCUUUUCAACCAGGAAGGAACAUGGUAGCCGCCGGUUAUGCCCUUUAUGGCAGCGCAACAAUGAUGGUGUUGGCGCUGGGCAGAGGGAGAGGAGUCAAUGGAUUUAUGUUGGAUCCGUCGGUUGGUGAGUUUGUGUUGACCGAAAGUAACAUCAAAAUACCCAGCAAGGGAAACAUUUAUAGCAUCAACGAAGGGUAUUCACAUUUGUGGGACAAAUCUGUAACCGAGUAUGUGAGGAGGAAAAAACAUCCAGAGUGUGGUAAACCUUAUGGUGCCAGGUAUGUUGGCUCGAUGGUUGCGGAUGUACACCGUACACUGAAGUAUGGAGGUAUAUUCAUGUACCCGGCCACAAAACAAUCACCAAACGGCAAGUUACGGCUAUUAUACGAAGGAAACCCAAUGGCUUACAUAAUCGAGGAAGCUGGUGGCUUAGCUAGCAAUGGUAAGAUACCCAUACUGGACAUUCAACCCAGAGCUCUUCAUCAGAGAUGCCCAGUAUUUUUAGGUUCCAAAGAAGAUGUCAAAGAAUAUUUAGAUAUAAUACAACCAUAAACGCUUACAUUUUUCGUAAAAAAAAUCUACAAAAAUUAUUGAAUACAUAAUGUUGUAACAAUUAUACAGAAAUAAUUAAACUUUUUUUUCUUUUUUAAC
Molecule: messenger RNA, 1343 nt
Organism: Rhopalosiphum maidis (corn leaf aphid)
Lineage: Eukaryota; Metazoa; Arthropoda; Insecta; Hemiptera; Aphididae
Product: fructose-1,6-bisphosphatase 1-like
Exons: 8
Coding region: 216-1244 (342 amino acids)
Biological process (GO): sucrose biosynthetic process; gluconeogenesis; fructose metabolic process
Cellular component (GO): cytosol; cytoplasm
Molecular function (GO): fructose 1,6-bisphosphate 1-phosphatase activity
Source: RefSeq, a predicted model, not a curated record